AUGGAAUUUUCUAGUCAGCUAAACGGCCACUCACGCGCUUCCAUCGGGAAGCCUCUGUAUGAGCCCAUCGCCAUUUGCGGCAUGGGAAUGAGACUCCCGGGCUCAAUCAACGACUCCCAAGCCUUCUGGGACCUGUUGCAGAACAAGCGCAACGGACGAUGCAAGGUGCCCAAGGAGCGUUACGACGUCGACACUUGGUUUGGCCCUGGAAAGUCCGGCCACGUCGCCUCCAAGUUUGGCUAUUUCCUCGACCAUGUCGACCUAGCCAAGAUGGACACGUCCUUCUGGUCGGCGACCAAGGACGAGUGCGCUUCCAUGGAUCCGCAGCAACGACUCCUGCUCGAGGUUGCGUACGAGGCGUUGCAGACAGCCGGACAGAAGUCGUCAGAGCUGCGCGGUCGCAAGAUCGGUGUCUUUGUCGGCAGCUUCGAGGGCGACUGGCUGGAGUUGGACCAGCGCGACGUCGAGAACUUCAGUCGCCAUCGUCAGUCCGGCUCGGGCGACUACAUGGCAGCAAACCGCAUCCACUAUGAAUUCGGCUUUAUGGGUCCCAGUACCGUCAUCCGCAGCGCGUGUUCCAGCUCCAUGAUCGCGCUCCACGACGCAUGCACUGCUAUUAUCGCCGGAGAGUGCGAAGGCGCUAUUGUUGGAGGCUGCAAUCUCAUCCUUUCCCCGCGCAUGACAGCCACCAUGCAGGAGCUGGGCGUUGCCUCGCCGAGCGGCUACUGCCACACGUUUGACGCCGACGCCGACGGCUAUGCCCGUGGCGAGGCAGUCUCGGCUGUCUAUAUUAAGAAGCUGAGCGAUGCCAUCCGCGACGGCGACCCCGUCCGGUCCGUGAUCCGGUCUACAUGCUUCAACUCCGGUGGACGGGCUGCAACGAUGUCGGCGCCCGUGGCCGCCGCUCAUGAGGCCCUGAUGCGCCGCUCCCACGAGCUGGCUGGUAUCACCGACUUUUCUAGGACGGCCAUGGUGGAGUGCCACGGAACUGGCACACCUGUCGGCGAUCCUAUUGAGGUUCAGGCCAUCGCGAAUGUCUUUGGCGAUCAUGGGAUCUAUAUUGGAUCGGUGAAAACCAAUCUUGGACACGGCGAGGGUGCCUCAGCGAUGUCCAGUCUCAUCAAAAUGACGCUGGCCCUCGAGCAUAAGAUCAUCCCAGCCAAUCUCAACUUCAAGACCCCGAAUCCCAGCAUCCCAUUCAAGUCACGCAAGCUCACAGUGCCGCUCGAGUCUACCCCGUGGCCCAAAGACCGCGACGAAGUCGUUGGCAUCAAUAGCUUUGGUGUCGGUGGAUCCAAUGCCCAUGCUGUUCUUGCCUCGGCGGACUCUUUCGGCGCCGGUAUGGCCCAGGAAUCCGCAGCCGAGAAGACCAUAGUCUCUUGGAAGCCCGCUCUGCUCCUGUUCUCAGCAAAGCAUGCGGACGCACUCAAGAAGAUCAUUGAGAACCAGCAGGCAUACCACGUCGCUCACCCGAACCGACUCACCAACGUGGCCUACUCACUCGCCAUAAAGCGCGAUGCCUUCGACCAUCGCGCCUUUGCCGUUGCCGAUGGCGUGGACGACUGGAGCGCCAAGUUCUCAACCCGGACUUCUGCCCCUCGUGAGCCGCCGAAGCUUGUCUUUGUUUUCAGCGGCCAGGGUGCCCAGUGGGCUCAGAUGGGCAAGGAACUCGUCCAACUCUACCCGAGCUUCGGGGAGAGCAUCAAAGAGCUGGACGGAUACCUAUCCGCGCUCGGAGAUGACGGGCCGACUUGGUCGCUGAUGGAGGAACUUAUGCGUGGCAAGAAGACCAGCCGUCUAUCCCAGGCAGAGUUCGCGCAGCCGUGCACCACGGCACUGCAGAUCGCCCUGGUGGACCUGCUGCGCCAGAGUGGCCUCACGCCGGACGCUGUCGUCGGCCAUUCGAGCGGUGAGAUCGCCGGCGCGUAUGCCAGCGGCGCGUUGACCGCCCGCGAGGCCAUCCUCGCUGCCUACUACCGUGGCAAGGCGAUGCCGUGGGUGGAGAAGGCACUUGUGGCUGAAGGUACCCAAGGCGGCAUGGCUGCUAUUGGCCUGGGGUCAGAGCAGGUAAUGCCAUACCUCACCAAGGGUGUCGUGGUCGGCUGUGAGAACAGCCCUGACAGCACCACGCUCACCGGUGAUAAGAGCGCACUCGACAUUGUCAUGAGCCGGAUCAACGAGGCACACCCGAGCGUCCUUGUCCGCGAGCUGAAGGUCGAUCGCGCCUAUCAUUCUCACCACAUGCGCAUCGGCGCGCCGCACUACCUGGCUUCUCUCAAGGCUCAGGGCAUCGAGCCCCAGCCGCCCUCAGUCCCUUUCCACUCCAGUGUCACGGGCGAAGUCAUCAGCAACGCUGAGGAUCUUAGACCCCAGUACUGGAUUGACAACCUUGUUUCUCGCGUCCGCUUCUCUACGGCUGUCAACAGCGUCCUCUCGUCAUCUAAGUCGCCCAAGACGUUCGUCGAAGUCGGCCCGCACUCGACACUUGCCGGUCCUAUCCGGCAGAUUCUCCAAGCCGCGAGUGCCCAGGCCGACUACGUCAACGUCAUGAAGCGUGGCGAAGACGGUAGCAGGGCUUACCUCCAGGCCAUGGGCGAGUUGUGGAGCCUCCACGUGCCGCUCGAUCUUUCCGCCAUCGUUGACAAGGGUGACUUCCUCACGGACCUUCCCCUGUACCCGUGGCACUACGAGGAGUCACUCUGGGCUGAGAGCCGUCUCUCAAAGGACUACCGGUCUCGGAAGUUCCGCCACCAUGAGCUGCUCGGCUCCCGCAUCAUCGAGAGCACCGACCACAGCCCGGCCUGGCGCAACAUCCUGCGCCUAGAGAGCGUGCCAUGGAUCAGGGACCACGAGGUCUUUGGCGACGUUGUCCUUCCGGGUGUCGGCUACAUCGCCAUGGCAGGCGAGGCGAUUCGCCAGCUGACGGGCGCGGACGACUUUUCGGUCCAACGCGUCCAUAUCAAGGUGGCUUUGGCAUUGGAGCACGACUCUAAGAUUGAGGUCGUGACGCAGCUUGAAAGGGUGGCACUCACAAAUUCGCUUGACAGCCCGUGGUACAACUUCACCAUCUCCAGCUUCCGGAAAGCCGCGGAUGGUGGUGCCGGGUCAUGGAUCAAGCAUAUCUUCGGUCAGGUUCGUGGUGGCUCUGACUUCCAGCCAGGCGCGGCGCCAGACGUGUCACCGCUGCAGAGGGCCGUCUCUGAAAAGGGAUGGUACCGCAAGUUCCGCGCUUCGGGUUUAGACUACGGUCCGCGCUUCCAAAGCCUCGCCAACAUCACGGCCGAUCCGUCGACGUCAGAGAUUGUGGCAAAUAUCACUAACGACGUUCGUGAUGCCGAGUCGUACUAUCCGAUUCAUCCCGGCGCCCUGGACUGCAUGGCCCAGGCUCUCGUGCUUGCCUUGUGCGGCGGCCUGACGAGGAAUCUCGGCUCCAUGGCUGUGCCCACUUACAUUGACGAGCUCUACUGCCGACCGUCUGCCAUCAAAGACAUGUCCAUUCGCGUGAAGGCUACCGAGUGCAGGAGGAAUGCCUACACCGGUGACCUGACAGCCGUCUGUGACGGACAGAUUGCCGUUCAAGCCAAGGGCUUCCGCUUGACCGUGGUGGACAACACCACUAAGGCCGAUGCUUCAAGCAAUCUCGGCGCCAGAUUCCGCCACGGCGCCGUCCACCUCGAAUGGAAGCCUGACAUCAACUUCGCCAAUGUCGACAUGCUGUUCUCUCCCGAUCUGCCGCCCGACCAAGACUUCCACUUGCUUGACCAGUACCUUGCGCUGACCUCCAUCGAGGUGGCCGAGCGUACGCGAAACAUGAAACCCGCUCAGGAUUUCAUGGCGCUCUUCCAGAAAUGGACGGCAGACUUCGCCGCGGAGACGCAACUCGAGGCCCUGUUCGAUGCUUCAGAGAAGGACAUCCUUCGCAACGACAGCGCUUACCGCAACAAGGUGAUGGACAAGACAUAUGUCCAGCUCAUGGACUGUCAAACACGCGCGGCUGCUGAAGCGAUUGGUCGAAUUGUCAAGGACAUCGAGGGCCUCAUGAACGGCACCACCGACGGUCUCGACAUCCUGAUGGACAACAAGCUGCUGCACGACGUUUACGACGGCAUGCAGCUCACAGAGAUGGGCAGCUUCUUUGACCUUGUCGCGCACAAGAAGCCCAACCUGCGAGUGCUCGAGAUCGGCGCCGGCACGGGCGGCACCACGGCCAAGGUUCUGCCACUUCUGCAGUCUGCCUAUGGCGAGCGCAUGUAUCUCUCCUACACCUACACCGACAUCUCGCCGGGAUUUUUCCCACCCGCGCAAGAGCGUUUCCGGGAGUUCCCGGGCCUCGAGUACCGCGUGCUGGACAUCUCGCAGGACCCGGCCGGGCAGGGUUUCGAGAACGACCUGGAGAGCUAUGAUCUUAUCAUUGCCACGAACGUCCUCCACGCCACAGAGCGUAUCCUCGACACGCUGAAGAACGUCCGCAAGCUUUGCCAUCCUCGUGGGCGGCUCUUCCUGCAAGAGCUGUCUCCCGUCAGCAAGUGGCCCAACAUGAUCAUGGGCGUCUUGCCGGGAUGGUGGCUCGGCGCCGAGGAUGGCCGCCCAGAUGAGCCGUACAUGGACGAACAGCGGUGGGACAAGGAGCUCACGAGUGCUGGGUUCUGCGGCGCUGAGACUGUCUUCUUCGAUGGUCGUCUGUGCCUCAACAUCGUCACGACGCCCAAAGAGAUGGAUGCGAAGCGACCGAGAGUAACGCUGCUUACCCCUGGCCAGGUCAGCGAGUCGUCUGAGCCGAAGGUACGUGCCGUGUCCGAGCAGCUACAGGGUGCCGGCUAUCCCGUCGUCGUUCAUCCUUUCGGACAAGCGGUUCUUGAUCUUGGGAUGGACGAGGACGUUGUCGCCCUGCUUGACGUCGACAAGCCCUUCUUCCAUAACCUGAGCGAGUCGGACCUUCACGGCUUCCAGGCUUUCCUCGCCUAUGCCAAGGGGCGCCGAUGUGGCCUCCUCUGGGUCACGGGUGCCAGCCAGGCCGGCUGCACCGACCCUCGCUACGCGCCCGUCAUUGGCGUGGCCAGAGUCCUGCGUCUCGAGCUCGGUAUGGACUUUGCCACUCUCGAGAUGGGUGGUCAGACGGAGGACAGCUCCCUCAAGAUCGAUGCACCGACUGUGGCGCGUGUGAUGGGCGAGUUCCGCCGCCGCGAUAGCAACGCCAUGGAGUCGGAUAUCGACACGACUUGCGAGGCCGAGUGGGUAUACUCAGCAGGAACCACUCUUGCGGGACGCUACCAUUAUCUCGACAUGGACGCCGAGCUCAAGAAGCCCGCGCCCAGCAGCGGCACUGAGACAGCCCUCGACACUUGGCGGCCAGGUCUGCUCGACGCUUUGUACUGGAAACGCCUGCCCGUCGAGGAGCUUGCUCCCGAUGAGGUGCGUGUCGAGGUCCGCGCCGUUGGCCUCAACUUCAAGGACGUCCUGGUCGCCAUCGGCAUCAUCGCCGAGCCAGUCAAGAUCGCCCGCGGCAUGGGCUACGACUGCACUGGUGUCGUCACAGCAGUUGGCCGCGACGUCACCAAGCACCGCAUCGGAGACCGCGUUGCCGUCUGCGAGAGCGGCACGUUCUCCACAUCGCUCAAUGUCUUGGAGCAGCUCUGUGCGACAUUGCCAGACGACAUGUCGUUUGAAGAGGGCGCCACCAUGCCUCUCGUCUACGCCACGGCGUCGUACUGCUUGCUAGACGCAGCUCAGCUAGCCAAGGGCAUGACGGUCCUGAUUCAUGCGGCCGCUGGCGGUGUCGGUCUCGCUGCGAUUCAGCUGUGUAAUAUGGUGGGCUGCGAGGUCUACUGCACGGUCGGCAGCGACGAGAAGGUGCAGUACCUCAUGGAGCACUGCGGCAUUCCGCGUGAUCACAUCUUUAACUCGCGUGACACGAGCUUCUUGCCUGGUCUGAUGGCCAUGACGGACAAUCGCGGUGUCGAUGUGGUUCUCAACUCGCUGUCGGGUGAGCUGCUGCAUGCUUCGUGGAAGUGUGUUGCUGAAGGUGGCGCCUUUGUCGAGAUCGGUCGUCGUGACUUUAUCGGGCAGGCCAAGCUUGCCAUGGAGCCGUUUGAGACUAACAGGUCCUUCAUCGGCUUUGACUUGGGUGCCAUGAGGAACCAGCGACCAGAUACCAUUGCUAGGCUCAUGGACCGCAUGAUGAAGCAAGCCAAGGAGGGCCGUAUCAAGCCCAUUCUGCCCAUGAAGAUCUUUGACGCAGCUCAGAUCUCUGACCCCUUCCGGCUGAUGCAGAAGGCGCAGCAGAUCGGCAAGAUGGUCAUCUCCAUGCCCGCCAGCGCCGACACCGAGCUGUCAUCCGAGGCCAUACAUAAGCCCUUCCGCGCGCGCUCUGAUGCCGCCUACCUCCUCACAGGAGGUCUGGGUGGUCUCGGCAAAUCCAUCAGCACCCGGCUUGCCGAGCGCGGCGCUCGCCACUUUGUCUUCCUCUCCCGCUCCGCUGAGAAGCCCGAACACGAUGCCUUCUUCAAGGAGAUGGAGUCCCUGGACUGCACAAGCACCAGAGUGUCAGGCGACGUCGUCAACUACGACGACGUCGUGCGGGCCGUCAAGGCCGCGGGCAGACCGAUCGCCGGUGCGCUCCAUGCGCCCUUGGUCCUGCAGGAUAACAGCUUCCUGGACAUGUCUUUCGACGAGUGGAACGCGCCUUUCCGCCCCAAGGUCGAGGGCGCAUGGAACCUGCACAAGGCGCUCCUCUCCGAGAAGCUAGAAUUCUUCUUCCUCUUCAGCUCCUUCGGCUGCAUGUUCGGACAGUGGGGCCAGUCCAACUACUCCGCCUCCAAUACCUUCAUCGACGCCUUCGUCGGCUACCGCCACUCGCUCGGCCUGCCCGCCUCCACCGUCAACAUCGGCGUCAUGGGCGAUGUCGGCUGGGUCGCCGACAACCCGGAGGCGCUCGAGAAGCUCCAGGCUGCGGCAUCCCACGUCUCCCAGGAGAGCGACUUCCUCGACUGCGCCGAGCUUAUGUUCAUGCGCCCCGGCCCCACGCCGCAGACGGAUCCCGCGCACUUCGUCCAGCACUCGCAGGUCGGCUUCGGCCUGCGCACGACGCUGCCGAUCCUGGCGCCGAAUAACCGCGUCGUCUUCCGCAAGGACCCCCGCAUGCUGGUCUACCGCAACCUCGAGGCUGAUGCGGGCUGGUCGGCGGCGGCGACGACGGGGGCGGCGGGCGCGGACCCGGCGGACGAGGAGCUGACGAGGUUCUUGCAGGCUGCGUCUGUAAACAUGGCUGUGCUGCGCGGAGAGGAGGCGACGCGCUUCAUUGCGCAGAAUGUGGGCCGGACGCUGUUUGGCUUCAUGCUGAGGUCUGAGGAUGAUUUUGAUGUGCUUACGCCGAUGGCGGAUCUGGGUAUUGACAGCUUGGUCAGUAUUGAGUUAAGGAACUGGAUUACUAAGAGGCUUGUUGUGGAGGUGAAUGUGCUGGAGAUUACAAGGGCAGGCAGCCUGUUGGAGUUGGGUGGUUUGUUACAGACGAGGAUGGUGGAGAGGUAUCAGGCUAGGAGGUAG
This is a messenger RNA of Fusarium vanettenii 77-13-4, 7542 nucleotides long. RefSeq lists its product as uncharacterized. NCBI's taxonomy places the organism in Eukaryota, Fungi, Ascomycota, Sordariomycetes, Hypocreales, Nectriaceae. The coding region runs from base 1 to 7542 and encodes 2513 amino acids. The transcript has 7 exons. Gene Ontology annotation, molecular function: phosphopantetheine binding; fatty acid synthase activity; oxidoreductase activity. The record is from RefSeq and is a predicted model, not a curated record. Gene Ontology annotation, biological process: fatty acid biosynthetic process; secondary metabolite biosynthetic process.